This is a messenger RNA of Debaryomyces fabryi, 819 nucleotides long. RefSeq names its product cyclin-dependent serine/threonine-protein kinase (gene PHO85). Gene Ontology annotation, cellular component: nucleus; cytoplasm. Gene Ontology annotation, biological process: protein phosphorylation. The record is from RefSeq and is a predicted model, not a curated record. The transcript has a single exon. The coding region runs from base 1 to 819 and encodes 272 amino acids. NCBI's taxonomy places the organism in Eukaryota, Fungi, Ascomycota, Pichiomycetes, Serinales, Debaryomycetaceae. Gene Ontology annotation, molecular function: cyclin-dependent protein serine/threonine kinase activity; ATP binding.
AUGAAGGAAUUGGACCAUGAAAAUAUUGUGACUCUAUACGAUGUUAUUCACACAGAAAACAAGCUUACUUUGGUAUUUGAGUUCAUGGAUAAGGACUUGAAAAAGUACAUGGAAGCACAUGGUAACCAGGGAGCGUUGGAUUUGAAAAUUGUCAAGUCAUUUAUUUUCCAGUUAUUAAAGGGAAUAAUGUUCUGCCACGAUAAUAGAGUAUUGCACCGUGAUUUAAAGCCCCAGAACUUAUUGAUUAAUAAUAAGGGAGAAUUAAAGUUAGGUGAUUUUGGACUUGCAAGGGCUUUUGGGAUUCCUUUCAACACAUUCUCCAAUGAAGUCGUGACAUUAUGGUAUAGGGCCCCAGAUGUGUUGUUGGGAUCGAGAGCUUAUACUGCGUCAAUUGAUAUUUGGUCAGCCGGUUGUAUAUUUGCAGAGAUGUGUACAGGUAAGCCAUUAUUCCCAGGUACUUCAAAUGAUGACCAAUUGAUUAAAAUAUUCAGAUUAAUGGGUACCCCUAAUGAAAGAACGUGGCCAGGUGUUUCGUCGUAUGCCAACUUCAAGAAUAAUUGGCAAAUAUUUGUUCCACAAGACUUGAGAUUGUUAAUUCCAAACUUAGAUUCAAUGGGACUAAACUUAUUAAGUAGUUUGUUGCAAAUGAGACCAGAUGCAAGAAUCACAGCAAGACAAGCGUUGCAGCACCCAUGGUUCCAUGAAAUUUCAAACCCAAAUCCGUUAAUGCAACAUUUGGCAGACCCGUACCAGCAACAGCAGCAACAAGCCCAACAGGUGCAACAACUGCAACAGGUGGAUCCUCAGACAUAUCGAUAG